AUGGACUAUUUGGAAGCCUCUCCUAGAUCAAAAGUAGCUUUCAUAGCUAUAACUAUUUUAUUGUCGUUCCUCACCAUAUACAUGGUUUAUCAAAGACUUUUCCAUCCGCUGGCAAAGUAUCCUGGGCCCCUUCUUGCCUCUCUCAGCAAUGGCUGGAAGGGUUAUUACAUCUACAAGCUAAGCCUACAUGAACAACUUCUCAAUGCGCACAUCAAAUAUGGCCCUGUUAUAAGGGUUGGUCCUAAUGACUUACAUUUCUGGGGUGCGGACGCUAUUUCUCCAAUUUACAAGUCGGGGAGACAGAUGGCUAAGACAGAGUUCUACGAUGGCUUUACUGCAUUUAAGCCAAAUUUGUUUGGCGGCAGGGAUGAAGAUAUACACGCCCUACGCCGACGACAGCUAUCACAUGGAUUCUCGCAAGCUUCCAUAUGGAAGAUGGAGCCAUUGAUUGAAGGCCAGAUGAAGAUACUUAUUGAAAAGUUGGAAAAAUUAGCCCAAAACCAGGAGGUAUUCGAUUUCAAGCACCUAAUCGCAUUUUAUGUAUUUGACAUCCUGGGCGAGGUUGCCUUUGGUCGUUCCUUCAAUACUCAAAUAAGCGAGGUGGCCCCUGAGAUCCCUGCCAUUAGCGACCAUAUCCUUCUAUCAAGUCUCCUCGGCACCUUUCCGUUUCGUUUUUUCUUCAAGAGCAUUAUUCCCAUGCUACCUAUUCCCAGGCUCCGUCAGUUAAUAGAGAGCAGGGGUAAACUUAAGGAGACUUGUGCCGAUUGCGUGAAAACAAGAAGACAACAGGCAUCUACUAACCGUUUGGAUCUAAUGCAACAUCUGUUGGAGGCUAAGGAUCCAGAAACCGGAGCUAAGCUAACAGACCUGGAAAUUAAUUCGGAGGCAAUUGCUGGAUCCCAUUCGACCUCAGGGAGUUUAAGCUUGUUAUUCUGGCACUUGCUUCAUGACGAUCAAGCUUUGAAACGAGUCGAUGAUGAAAUUCGAGAUACUCUUGGCGAUCUUCCCGAUGAUAAGAUUUCAUAUCCCAUCAAGGGUCUUGAGUCUUCACUGAAUUAUACGGGAGUCUGUAUCCAAGAGAGCUUUAGGAUAAGCCCCGUUUUCACCAUGUGCUUAUGGCGACGCGUCCUCAACCCCGGAGGAGUUGAUAUAGAUGGCUAUAAUAUUCCGCAAAAUACGAAUGUAUCUAUUUCGAAUUACGCACUACACCACAAUCCCAAAACCUGGGGAGCGGAUACAGAAGAUUUCUUACCCGAGCGAUUCCUUGAGGCCGGCGGGAAGACGAUGGCGAAUAAUCUCCUCCCAUUCAGUAUCGGCCACCGUAUGUGCAUCGGCAAACAUCUAGCCAUGACGAAUAUUUGGAAGACGCUGACUACAUUGAUCAAUAAGUUCGAUUUUCAUCCUGUAUCCGCAGAACGGCGGGUUGAGAUGGAAAGUUCAGGUAUCGGAGAGAUGAGAGGGCCGUUUCUCUGCACAGUGACAAUGAAGCACUGAGCUAUCGAAAUGAUAGGACACGUUCAACAAGGCUAAAGCAUAUAUGGUUAAAUGGAGCGUGGAUACCUGAGUUUUUGUUAUCCCGCUCCAGGAUAAAACUAAGAGUAACGUGUCGUUAUGAUAUCUACUAUAACAUAAAGAUGCUUUCCAAACUGAGAUUGUUAGUGAAAAGCCCUCCUCUAGUUAUAGUUUUGAUUGGUCUAUUAGCUAUCCAAUACUAG
Molecule: messenger RNA, 1715 nt
Organism: Daldinia loculata
Lineage: Eukaryota; Fungi; Ascomycota; Sordariomycetes; Xylariales; Hypoxylaceae
Product: putative cytochrome P450
Exons: 4
Coding region: 1-1494 (497 amino acids)
Molecular function (GO): heme binding; oxidoreductase activity, acting on paired donors, with incorporation or reduction of molecular oxygen; monooxygenase activity
Source: RefSeq, a predicted model, not a curated record